AUGCCUCGGAUAGUGGUGAUUGUCGCGUGGUGUUUCCUGCAAGUGGAAGGCCGGCGCCCGGAGCUGCCCCCCAGCCCCCACCACGGCAAUGGCCAUUUCUGGGACAACGACAAGUGGCUCAGCACCGUGUCGCAGUACGAGAGAGACAAAUACUGGAACAAGUUCCGGGAUGAUGAUUAUUUCAGAAACUGGAACCCAAACAAACCAUUUGAUCAAGCCCUUGAUCCAUCCAAAGAUCCAUGUUUGAAGGUAAAGUGCAGCCCACAUAAAGUGUGCGUCACUCAUGAUUAUGAGACAGCGAUUUGUGUAAGCCGUAAGCAGCUGGUACACAGUCUUUGGCAAAAGAAAGGAAAUCUGGCCCCGAAACAUUGGAUUGGACCAGCUAAUUUAGUCAAGUGCAAGCCAUGCCCAGGGACGCAUUCCAGCCCAGUCUGUGGAUCUGAUGGACAUACUUACAGUUCCAAGUGCAAGUUGGAGUUUCAUGCCUGUACGUCUGCCAAAACUAUCGCAGCGCGAUGUGAGGGGCCCUGCCCAUGCCUUCCAGGACAAGAAAGUCCAAAACACAAGGCGGAGAAGACGGCUUGCACAGACAAGGAGCUGAGAAGUCUUGCUUCCCGAUUAAAAGAUUGGUUCGGUGCUCUUCAUGAGGAUGCAAAUCGUGUCAUUAAACCAACAAGUUCGGACACAGCACAAGGCAGGUUUGACACCAGCAUACUGCCUAUCUGUAAGGAUUCUUUGGGCUGGAUGUUCAACAAGCUGGAUAUGAACUAUGACCUCCUGCUGGAUCAUUCAGAGAUCAAUGCAAUUUAUCUUGAUAAAUAUGAGCCGUGCAUUAAACCCCUCUUCAACUCAUGUGACUCCUUCAAAGACGGGAAGCUUUCCAACAACGAAUGGUGCUACUGUUUUCAGAAACCAGGAGGUCUCCCUUGCCAGAAUGAAAUGAACAGGAUUCAAAAGCUAAGUAAGGGGAAGAGUCUGUUGGGUGUUUUCCUGCCUCGGUGCAAUGAGGAAGGAUAUUACAAAGCAACCCAAUGUCAUGGAAGCACAGGGCAAUGCUGGUGUGUUGAUAAAUAUGGCAAUGAGAUAGCCGGCUCAAGAAAACAAGGGACCAUUAGUUGUGAAGAAGAGCAAGAAACUUCAGGGGAUUUCGGCAGUGGUGGAUCUGUUGUAUUAUUGGAUGAUUUGGAAGAGGACCGUGAAGGAGCGAAAAAGGACAAAGAAGGGAAAAUGAAGAUCCAUGUAAGAGCAACUAAUGAGGAUGAUGAAGAUGAAGAUGACGAUAAGGAUGAUGAAAUUGGUUAUAUAUGGUAGUUGUCACAGUUCUGAGGACUCAUGUUUUGCACAAUACUGCAAGUCACUUCAUAUCUCUGCAAUUGUAUCUAAGAACAUCAGGCACAAAACAUUCUCUCUCCACUCUGUUUAAUUUUGUACAGUAUAUAUAAUUUUCAAGAUGUCUUUUUUUCUGACUAGCUACUGGUUUGAAUACAGUUAAUUGUUUUCUCUAUCAAUGGGGCUAUGAGUUUUGUUAGUUUGGUUUAAGCAAAGUUUCAUAACUUAAUUCCUGCCCGCUCUACUUGUGAAAUAGUGCCCAUGGGAUUAAAAAAAAAGAAGAAGAGAUAAAAGACAAACCAGUGCAAGAAUUAGAAGCCUGUUUUAUGUUAUGUUAACACUGGAGAAGUUUUGUCAUCACUGGUAACUGAAUUUUCUGAUUGUGCUAUAAGUAAUUGCUUUUCUUUUAUACAGUAGGUAAUAUAGAAAAGCAGGUGUCAUAAUUUCUUUCCUGUGUCUGGCAUUUGUCACUUGUAUAGUAACUUCUGGCUUGCUAAUACUGAUGGUUUUAAAUCAGGAAGAAAUCCAUCAGUAUUUUUCCUCAAAUGUGAGGGAUCAGGUCAUUGUCACUUAGUUUCUGCAGUAAACAGUAUGAUCUUGAUCUUGAGCUACCACUGACUUCGAGUCCCACUGCAAGGGAACACAAUUUAACCCCCUUCCGGAAUGUUGGCAUAUUUUGCAAAUCUAGAUUGUUCUAUCCAUUUUCCAACUAGCAAAUCUUGGGUUUCUGUUUUAAUUAGUUUGCACUAAUGUCAUGCAAGCUGCCUCUGUUUCUGGAAUAACAUGCCGGUGAAUCUGCUGGAAAUGUCUAUUCUUCUGAGUAACUUCUCAUUUGUAAUCUAGGAAGCUGUCAAAAAUACUUACCAUCAAAAGUAAUAAGCUGUCUCUUCUUUAUUUUACAUUGUUAAUAUUUAUUUAGUCUGUUUUAAAACAGCUUUAGAUAAGUUUCCGUCUAACAUUCUUUCUGCUUAAUAUGACAUAUGCCUUUCUAAUGCACACCUAUAAAAUAGGAGAAUAUUAUUAACAUGGAAUCCUAUGAUUCUGUAAAUCUGUUCCCAUUUAUUCAUAUCUUCACAGCUGUAUCACAGUGUUCUGAAACUAAAUUAUUUACUGCCCUUCCUUGUUGAAAGUCAUUGGUACAAUGAACUUAACAUAUCGUGCCUCUUACUCCUUUUGAUAUUUUAUCCAG
This is a messenger RNA of Pelodiscus sinensis (Chinese soft-shelled turtle), 2518 nucleotides long. Lineage: Eukaryota; Metazoa; Chordata; Testudines; Trionychidae. The record is from RefSeq and is a predicted model, not a curated record.